ACAUCAUCUGGCAUUAAGCUUAAUAACGGCAAAGCUUAAUUAGUUAGUCAAGCUACGAGUGGCAACCUGCUUUUACCUUUUGUAUAUAUAUCGCGGAAGCCAUCCAUGGAUAAGUGAACCGCAGAGCCCACUUUCGAGCGUUCUACUCAGGCACACCCUCCAAGGGCCUUUAUUGAUGUACCUCCUUAUUGUGUAGAUGGACCGUAAAGAGGAUACGCCGGGUCCCGAGGCACCAGGGGCAUGCCCAAGCUCGUCCCGCUUGCUGGCUCCGCCAACCCGUCCUCCCAACUCUCGCAGACCCAGCAUCCGGAUACGCCAUUCCUCAGUAUCUUUGACCGGAGAGCCCAUAGCGCGGACUACAAGCCUAAAUCCGGAACCCGUGAAGCGUUCCGACGACGAUGUGGUUGCCUCGAGACGGAGAAGCAGUUCGGAGCCCCAACGUCCCAAUUUCGGCAACGAUGGGGCUGCUGAAUAUAUGCCUAUGACAACGGUGGCGGAGGAAGGGCCAAGCAAAUACGCGCAGAUUGAAGCUGGGCGUGGAAGAUGGAGGUCUGCUAGCGCCUCGGCGAUGUCGUCGUUACGUCUCGCAAAAGCAGGCCAGGAAGGCGUGGGAAACGUGAAUGAUGGCAAAGAGUAUGAUUCAAGGGUUGUCAAUUUACUUGACGUUGUUGACCCCGAAGUCUCGACUCUCACGACGCUCACCAAUGUGCAGAAUUCGCUCUUUGUACCAGACUUAGGACGGUUUGUGAACCGCCAGCCGACCUACAAUCUGACACGACCUCGGAGUGACUCUGUGGAAUCAAUAAUAUCGGCUGUAUCUGAAGAAGAGGAGGAAACUUCUACUUCGGAUACGGAGGAGCCACCUAGAGCUAAGCGGACUGAAACAAUAACAUCCAACCUCAGUGUAUCACGUUUUGCUGUCCUGCCGGAGGGCACCACUCUAGACGGCUGGGAUCCGUCAGACAAGUGGGAAAUUAAUGACCAUGUCAGGCAUAUGUUACACUCUCGGAGGUCCAAAUUUAAGCGCGGGAUGAAAGGGUUUUGGCAGUAUGUUCAGAAACGUGGGUAUAUCCUCCUAACGCUUGAUUAUAGCAAGAUGGAGCUAAUAUCUAUAUUUUGGCUAGCUCUUGGGUUCCUUGUUACUUUAUAUGCAAUACUAAUUACAUCAUUUGGUCUUGCAUGGGUGUUGUUCUUGAUCGGCUGGAUAUAUGUUGGAGACCGCCAGUUAUACGCUAUCAACGUUAUAGAUAAUGUCCUUGUUGCACUUUUUGCCAUCGUUGGCGACGGUCUAGCUCCAUUCAGAGCCAUUGAUACCUACCAUAUGAUUUACAUUGCUUACUACCAUCGACUAACCUGGAGACUUCGCCGGAAACAAGAUUUACCAAAGCUCAAAAACCCAAAUGAUCUUCCGGAAGCCCCGUUGGAAGAUGUAAUCAGAUCAGCUGCUAAAGAAAACGAGAUUGAUAUGGAAUUGGCAGCUAGAGAUGUUAUGACUAACGAUAAGGAGGCUGAAUACUCAGUUUUGACCCCUGAGCAACAGAAGAAACUAACUCACCAUUCAAACAAAUUCUCCAAAUCCCAUACAUUUUAUAAGCCUCAUGAGACAACAACUCAUCAUGCCUUUCCUGUCCGGCUGCUCAUUGCCGUCGUUAUAUUAUUGGAUUUCCACUCUAUUUUUCAAAUAACCCUCGGCGCAUGCACUUGGGGUAUUGACUACCGAGUCCGCCCCACCGCCCUAACGACAACCAUCCUUUGUUUAUCUAUAUCCUGCAACAUAGCAUCUGGAAUUGUCAUUAUGGUCGGUGAUCGAAUGACGAGAAAGAAAGAGGUGAUUGAGAAGAUCUUGAGACAGCAGCUCACUCAGGAGGCAAUCAAGAAAGUUGAGAAGAAGAAGAAGAAAGAAAAGAAGAAGCUGGAGGAAAAGGCUGCUGCGAACUGUAUACACGAAGAAGAUGAAAGGGAGGAUAAGAUCGAAACCUCUGUUGAUAUUGAGAAACAUAAACCGCUGGCGGGAUGAUACGUUUUUGUACAUGAUGUUAUUGGUUUCUUGUUUGGAAAGAAUUCUAGUAUAUACAAUUAAUGAGUCCGGGCUGUUGCGGCCGGUGAUGAAGGGUCUAU
Molecule: messenger RNA, 2118 nt
Organism: Trichophyton rubrum CBS 118892
Lineage: Eukaryota; Fungi; Ascomycota; Eurotiomycetes; Onygenales; Arthrodermataceae
Exons: 3
Coding region: 197-2017 (606 amino acids)
Source: RefSeq, a predicted model, not a curated record